AUGCGCAUUAUGUCAAAAUACAUUGUUGGCGCGGCCUACCUUGUUGAGGAUUAUUUCUACGUUCUUGGCCAGGUGAGCUGCUUUGAAAGCUUCGGCCUAUGCUGGUCCACAGUUGGCUUGUUCCCGGCUCUUCUAGCUUUUAUUCUACGGCGCCGCGACCUCUUGCAUUCUCUUCUGGUGCCUAUCUUCGACAUUAUCACCGAUAUCAUCACUGUCGUUCCUCCUAUGAAGGUUUUCAGCACCUUGCAACUGUCGAAACCACACCAAAUCGCUCUCUACCUUAUCUUUGGUGUGGGUAUCAUCACCAUCCCGUUCUCUGAUGUCCGUUUAUAUCAUACGCUUACCGUCGACUACGGGAACAUCACGAAGAGUUUCGCUUCUGCACCUUAUAGUGCUGUGCUCCAGAACGGCAUUGCAGUCACGGUGGCAUCGAGUCCCAUUCUUCGACCCAUAUUCGAUCGCACGAUAGCUCGGUGGCUCAAUUUAUCAAUACGAGGCAACGGGAGGACUGUUGCGACGGAGCCUAUAAGGACAAUAAGGACACUAAGAGGCCCCGCAACCACACGUAACCGUCCUGAUGCGCGCACGACUCUUAGUCGGAGCGAUGGUUUCAAGCAAAUGACAGACAACAGCGAUGCGGAUGACAGCCUUAGCUGGGAAAUGGAAGGCCUUGGGACCUUACGGCGGAAAAGCGACCAGGCGCAAAUCUCGGCUUAUGCAGAAGCGCAAGCACCUGAUUGUGUCAGUCCUCUCUCACGGGGCGGAGGGAUUUCUGUUACACAAACAUUUACGAUAGAGUCUCAUGUGACCCGGCUGCCAUCGUUUUCGGGCUUUGUCUCCACAGAUAGUCAGCUCAGCAAGGCCGACGUAGCUUAG
Molecule: messenger RNA, 876 nt
Organism: Colletotrichum paranaense
Lineage: Eukaryota; Fungi; Ascomycota; Sordariomycetes; Glomerellales; Glomerellaceae
Exons: 3
Coding region: 1-876 (291 amino acids)
Source: RefSeq, a predicted model, not a curated record